AUGGCACCUUUCGAGAAGUCUAUGGAAGUGAUGCCGUUCAAGCAAAGGAAGUGCUUAGGAACAAGAAAAGAAGAAGUCUGCACAAUUCGCUCCAAGUUCCCCAACAAAUUACCAGUCAUCGUUGAACGUUGCAUUCGGGAGAAGCGGCUUCCUUUAUUGGACAAAACAAAAUUCUUGGUCCCUCAUGAGCUCACAGUUGGUCAGUUUCUGUGUCUGCUCAGGAAUAAGAUGGUACUGGAUGCGUCCCAGGCUCUGUACCUGCUGAUCUCAGGAAAAAACAUGUGCUCCAUGACAGCCAGCAUGGCGGAAGUAUACUCUCAGCACAGAGAUCCAGACGGCUUCCUCUACAUGACCUAUGCCUCCCAGGAUAUGUUUGGCUGAGAAGACCUUCCAGUUCUCCCUUCAUAGGGACUGCCGAAAUCUUCAUGACCUCCAUCACUGAUUGACCAACAUUUACUUUUUACCACUGCUGCUGCCAGAGGCUAUCACUAUACCUGAGACAUGACUCCAUUCCCCCAACCCUGAAUAUGGGGCCAAAAAA
Messenger RNA from Neoarius graeffei (lesser salmon catfish), 541 nucleotides. RefSeq names its product microtubule-associated protein 1 light chain 3 gamma, like (gene map1lc3cl). Lineage: Eukaryota; Metazoa; Chordata; Actinopteri; Siluriformes; Ariidae. The coding region runs from base 1 to 381 and encodes 126 amino acids. Gene Ontology annotation, cellular component: cytosol; autophagosome; autophagosome membrane. Gene Ontology annotation, molecular function: ubiquitin protein ligase binding. The transcript has 4 exons. Gene Ontology annotation, biological process: autophagy of mitochondrion; autophagosome assembly; cellular response to nitrogen starvation. The record is from RefSeq and is a predicted model, not a curated record.